This is a messenger RNA of Ambispora leptoticha, 150 nucleotides long. Lineage: Eukaryota; Fungi; Glomeromycota; Glomeromycetes; Archaeosporales; Ambisporaceae. The record is from the annotation of a GenBank genome assembly.
GAAGACAAUAUUGCAGGUGUAGAGAAAAUGCAUUUUAUAUUAGGUAUUGAUGAUGUAGAAAAGGGAGAUAGGGUUGCAGGUCGAAAAAUUUUACUAGCGCAAAGACAGCAUGGUCCUAUGCCUACUAAAAAAGAGGAAAGAAGAAGAGAA